Tilletiopsis washingtonensis is the source of this 1220-nucleotide messenger RNA. Its product is annotated as Dihydroorotase. Lineage: Eukaryota; Fungi; Basidiomycota; Exobasidiomycetes; Entylomatales. Gene Ontology annotation, cellular component: cytoplasm. Gene Ontology annotation, biological process: pyrimidine nucleotide biosynthetic process; 'de novo' pyrimidine nucleobase biosynthetic process. The coding region runs from base 45 to 1142 and encodes 365 amino acids. The record is from RefSeq and is a predicted model, not a curated record. Gene Ontology annotation, molecular function: dihydroorotase activity. The transcript has 3 exons.
GCGCGCCGAUCUCUCUCGACUUCUCUACCACCACGCCCCCAGCCAUGCCCGACACCCUCACGCUCCCCUCGCCCGCCGACUUCCACGUGCAUCUGCGCGCCGCGCCGCAGACGGCGCUGCUCGCGCCCCACGUGCUGGCCGGCGGCAUGCACCUGGCAUACGUCAUGCCCAACCUCUCGCCGCCCCUCACGCUGCCGCAGCACACCGUCGCCUAUCUCGCCCACCUGCGUGCCCUGGCUCCGGAGAUCGACAUCCGCGGCACCUUGUUUCUUUCGCCUGCUCUCACGCCGCAGCUCAUCCGCGAGGCGGCACAGGCUGGCAUUGCUGGCGUCAAGUCGUACCCGCGCGGCGUCACCACGGGCUCCGAGGGCGGCAUUGAGAGCUACGAAGUGUACUACGACGUCUUCGAGGCGAUGCAGCAGCACGGCCUCGUGCUCAAUCUGCAUGGCGAAGUGCCGAGUGAUGCCAGCAAGAACAUCUCCGUCCUCACCGCCGAAGCGACGUUUCUGCGGCACCUCGUCGCGCUGCACGCGCGCUUUCCGCGCCUGCGCAUCGUGCUCGAGCACGCCACGACGCGCGCCGCCGUCGAGUGCGUCAAGGCGCUCGGCGACACGGUCGGCUGCACCAUUACGCCCCACCACCUGGACCUCACCGUCGACGACUGGGCAGGCCGGCCCGUCAACUUCUGCAAGCCCGUCGCCAAGCAUCCCGAUGAUCGCGAGGCGCUCAGAGACGUGAUUCGCAGCGGCCACCCGCGCUUCUUCCUCGGCUCCGACUCUGCGCCGCAUCCUCUGGCGGCCAAGCUGCCCUCUGCCGUGUCGCACGGCGCCUCUGCGCUGGCGGCGCACGCCUGUGCCGCGGGCAUCUACACGUCGCCCAUCCUGCUGCCGCUCUGCGCCACGCUGCUCGAGAGCUUUGGCGCCCUCGAGCAGCUCGCCGGCUACGUCAGCACGCACGGCAGGGCGUUCUACGGCAUGCCGGCGCCGCAGGGAAAGGACGUCACGCUGGUGCGCCGCAAGAGCACGGUGCCGAUGAGCUAUGUGCUCGAGCAACAUCAGCACCUCCCGCAAGGCGCGCCGGAGAAAUGCGAGGUGGUGCCGUUCUGGGCGGGGAGGGAAUUGGAAUGGAGCCUGGAGCCGUAAACAGAAAGGGGCCAAGAAGAGGGGGGGGAAAGAGAAGCGGAAGCAAAUCGCAAUAGAUGAGUUUCUCACUCGCAAGAG